GCUUCAAAAUGUAAAAUAAAUUCAGUAUUAUUGUUAACUUCAUGUUAUAUGUCUCUUUUGAUUUUAUCAAUUAUUGAUAGUUCAUCAUUUUCAUCAAAGAAGCUUUUAUCAAAGGAGCUUUCAGAACUAUUUUCAAAGAUUUCAUCUAUAUUUAAAUUUUGCUGUUCAUUAGAUAUUUCAUUUUGA
Messenger RNA from Scutellospora calospora, 186 nucleotides. NCBI's taxonomy places the organism in Eukaryota, Fungi, Glomeromycota, Glomeromycetes, Diversisporales, Gigasporaceae. The record is from the annotation of a GenBank genome assembly.